Messenger RNA from Dipodomys ordii (Ord's kangaroo rat), 3008 nucleotides. It is a transcript of the gene Rhbdd1, whose product is annotated as rhomboid domain containing 1. Gene Ontology annotation, cellular component: membrane. Gene Ontology annotation, molecular function: serine-type endopeptidase activity. The record is from RefSeq and is a predicted model, not a curated record. NCBI's taxonomy places the organism in Eukaryota, Metazoa, Chordata, Mammalia, Rodentia, Heteromyidae. The transcript has 7 exons. The coding region runs from base 150 to 1100 and encodes 316 amino acids.
CCGGGUUCAGCUUCGGUGCGAGAUGACGCACGCACGCACGCGCGCUCGACGACGUGGAGACGCAGGCGAGCCCCGGAGAGCGUUCAGCUGUUGGUACAUCUUCCAGGAUUCCUCAAACCUGACCACUGGGCUCUUCCUGAUAUCUAACCAUGCAGCGGAGAUCAAGAGGCAUUAAUACGGGGCUGAUUCUGCUCCUUUCUCAAAUCUUCCAUGUUGGGAUUAACAAUAUUCCACCUGUGACACUAGCAACCUUGGCUCUCAAUGUCUGGUUGUUCUUGAAUCCUCUAAAACCAUUGCUUAACUCCUGCCUUAGUGUAGAAAAGUGUUAUCAUCAGAAAGACUGGCAUCGUCUAUUACUUUCUCCUCUUCACCAUGCCGAUGAUUGGCAUUUGUAUUUUAAUAUGGCAUCCAUGCUCUGGAAAGGAAUAAAUCUGGAGAGAAGACUGGGAAGUAGAUGGUUUGCGUACAUUAUCAUCACAUUCUCCCUACUCACUGGAGUGGUGUAUCUGCUUUUGCAAUUUGCUUGUGCCGAAUUUAUGAAUGAGCCGGACUUUCAGAGGAACUGUGCUGUAGGUUUCUCAGGAGUUUUGUUUGCCUUGAAAGUUCUUAACAACCAUUAUUGCCCUGGAGGCUUUGUCAACAUUUUGGGCUUUCUUGUACCCAAUAGAUUUGCUUGUUGGGCAGAACUUGUAGCUAUUCAUUUCCUCACACCAGGGACUUCCUUUGCUGGGCACCUCGCUGGAAUUCUUGUUGGAUUAAUGUACACUCAAGGGCCUCUGAAGAAAAUCAUGAAGACAUGUGCAGGCAUUUUUUCCUCCAGUAUUGGUUACCCAGGAUAUCAGUACUACUUCAGUAGCUCAGGCCACUCUGGGUAUCAGGAUCAUUACCCGUACAGCAGGCCAGGGCAUUAUGAAGAGGCUGCCAGGAGCUAUGAUGUGUACACUGCAGGACUGAGCGAGGAGGAACAGCUGGAGAGAGCACUAAGAGCCAGCCUCUGGGACCGAGGAAAUACCAGAAAUAGCCCACCGCCCUAUGGUUUUCGGCUCUCACCCGAAGAAGAAAUGAGGAGACAGCGGCUUCACAGAUUUGACGGCCAGUGAAGUGAUACAGCAUCUUUGGAAGAUAUGGUCCAGUUGUCCAUUUUCCUUCCAUUUGCUUGAGCCUCCUUCCAGCCCCAACUUCAUUUUAAACAAAAGCAGAGUAUACCAUCAUCAUCCCUGAUUGCUUCUGUAUGCCAUGGACUCUCACCCUGUCAUCACCCUACAUCUAGAUUCACGGUCAGAUUGACUUGUCUGGAAACCAGGUUUGUGGCAGGCAGCUCACAGCUUUCUAGAAGUGAUCUUAUUCUCCAUCCCAAACCAAAGGUUUCUUCCUUAACAUUGGAGCCUUUCUCCACACUCCAUCCUUUCCUCCAGACUCUGAUACCUGCACCUUGUUUUGCAGUCGAAGACUCCACCUCCACAAAGAGAUCAUCCAUUUUUUCUGCCUGGAGUGCUUGACGCUUACAUUGGCCAGAGGUGCAGUGCAGUGGUAUUCCCUGGUCUUCUUGGCAUGUUGCUGUGGUGACCAUCAGGAUAAAGAUAUGCUCUCUUCCCAGUAUGCUGUGGAGAAAACACCUACUUCCACCACUAGAUGUCAAGGGGUACCAACAAUUUGGAUUUAUAGCUGCCCACCCUCCCCAGGACAGCGUGUGUAGGCCAGGGAGAUGGGACUUGUCUUUAAACAGCAAAGCAACAACAAGUGCCACAUUCAGAACAGGGCAAAAGCAUUCAAAGGAUUGGUUCCUAGAAGUCCUUUUUGUAGGAAGUAUUGUUUUUCCUCAUAAAAGUGCCUCUGAAUUGGCCCUGAAACAACUUGUCCUGGACAAGUGUCCAAAGCAUACCCUAGGGCCCUGCGAUAUUAAAAUACACCGAUUGUCAGGUCAUUUAAAGCAUUCUGUGGUGCUUGUGUUUCAUGUGUAAAAGGACAAAGCCAAAAUGUAUUUAGUCAUGGAGUUGCUUAUUUUUAGAGAGAACUAGAAGCAGCAAAAGAUGCUUCUAUUUUAACUCAUCUAUCAUCCAUAUAUAGUUUUCUGUUUAUGAAAGUUAUAGAAAUGCCAUCUACAUGCAUAGUCUGGAAGGAAGUUUAGCAACUAGAACAGAGAUUAUCUCUGGAGAUAAAAUACUUUGCUUUCUCUUUUUCACAAUUUUAUACUGCCUUUAAAAAAUAUGUGUUUUGUAUAUAUUGCUUUGUAGUCAGGAAAACUGAUUCAUACAAUAAAUCAAGGGAAAACACAGUAAAAUAGACUUAAAAAUAAUAUGUGGCCAUUGAGAAACUUCAAAACUGUAAAAACAAACAAAUACAUAAACAAUUAUAAAAUCAUGUGCAUUCAUACCACUUGGAAGAAUACACAGGAUUAACAUUUUGAACGUAUUCCAUCACAAUGACUUCUUGUAUACAUUUGACAGACUUGGAGCAUACUGGUUGUGCAGUGUUGUGUCCAGCUCAGGGUCUGAAUUUGUCUGGAAGUGGCCUUGACCCUUCCAUAUAAAUGAGCUAGGAAACCUUGAGAUCUGGGAGAAUUAUAACUAGCUACUUGCACAAUGACACCUGAGAUGCUUGAUUUUAUUUAUAAUUGAUGUAAAACUAGAGCUAGUAGAUAAUGAGAAUUGUACCUGAGUCCAGUAGCUUUAGACAUAUUUUAAAUGUUCAAGCUAAAUCAUUCCUGCCUCUCAAACUAUAAAUUUGACUUCUAUUUUCCUAUUCUUACAUGCCAUCUUUUGAUAACAUGGAAAUUGUCCUGUAGCACUCAUAUCUUGCCCUUGUUAUUGUUAUGGUUAUUUGUACAUACCUAUACCAAGGUGUGCCUUCUAUGUGGGGGUGUGGGUUAUAAAUCACCCUGAUUUGUAUAUCUCCCAUAGUCUCCACAUUUUCCAUAUUCACCGUCCAAAGGCUUGUGGUAGGAGCUCAUUAAAUGUUAAUUUCUCACCCAAGUGUUUUCUAUUGUAUUAAAUGUUCAAUCAUAUGUA